GCGCCAAGCUUAUGAAGAAGCUAUGCAGUCCCACCAUCAAAGCCAACACAAACGAGUUAAAUAUGAUUAUCCUCUCUCAAUAAUUUUCAUAUAGGUGUCUUUAAGAUUUAAAAAUUCAAAUAUUCGUACAAAAUAACUAUUUGAUCCCUGCAUGUGCAUUCUACCUAAUAUCAUAUUAAUCAUGAUAUUAAACCAUGUCUUUAAAGACUCAAAUCAUUGAAUGGAAAUCUUAAAAAAUUCAGUUAGUAAACAUCCAUGGACUAUGUACAUAUUAUUUAUAUAAAUUAAGGAAUACAUAAAAACAUAAUGUUUAACAACAAGACGCGUAAAAUUAUUAUUCGAUCUAGAAAGCCGUGUUUGAAUUUAAUAACUGAAUUAGAAGAAUAAUAAAUAAAAAUAGCGACCGGGUCAGCCAUGAUUAAUCCCCACGACGUUAAAGGAGGGCUGGUCCUGGUUUUGGCGGGUUGUAGGUUUGGAUCAAGUCUCCCUGCUUCAUUCGCCUAGACCUUUCUAAGGAAGAAGGAGGUCUUCCUUAAAAGAGGAGCUACCUCUUUCCUUCGUCACUCGUUGAUUAAUACCAUUGAGUGGCUUCGUUCUUGAACUCCUCUAAUCAGUUAUCGGGCCAUGUACGCUUCUGCCCAGCAAGACUAUGGAAAAUUCGAGCCGCAGGGGUACCCUGCAGCCGCCGGCGGCCCUCUGAGCUACCCUACGGCUCCGGAUCAGCCACACCCACCACCCUACAUCUCUUCCACGGCCGUCGCCACACGGUGGUCUACCGGCCUCUGCCACUGUUGCGAUGAUCCUGCCAACUGCUUCAUUACUUGCUUCUGCCCUUGCGUCACCUUUGGCCAAAUUGCCGAGAUAGUCAAUCAAGGUUCCACUGCUUGUGGGGUAAGCGGUACAAUCUAUGGGCUGCUGGGUCUGACGGGCUUCCCCUGCUUGUACUCGUGCUUCUAUCGCUCCAGAUUGAGAGGGCAGUACGACUUGGUAGAGGCACCCUGCGCCGAUUGCUUGGUUCACUUGUGCUGCGAGCCCUGUUCGCUUUGUCAAGAGUACAGGGAGCUCAAGAACAGGGGCUUCGAUAUGGGAAUUGGUUGGCAGGCUAACAUGGACAGGCGAAACCGAGCAAUAACACCAGCCCCUGUUGUGGGAGCCAUGACUAGAUGAAUUAAUGUUUGAUUUCUCCACCGCCAUUAAAACUGCUUGCAUCUUUUUCAUUCUACUUUUACUGUAUUGAAUUGUAUUGUACUGUAUUUGUAUUCUUACUUGAUGUUUAUUUUUGCACAGUUGUAGCAUAAUUAAUACUGUCAAAUUUUGUGUGUAUACACCCAUAAACUUAAAUUUUAGUUCUGUUGUCGGCUUGGCCUUCUAA
This is a messenger RNA of Malania oleifera, 1372 nucleotides long. Its product is annotated as cell number regulator 1-like. The record is from RefSeq and is a predicted model, not a curated record. Bases 625 to 1167 code for a protein of 180 amino acids. Lineage: Eukaryota; Viridiplantae; Streptophyta; Magnoliopsida; Santalales; Ximeniaceae. The transcript is spliced from 3 exons.